AUGCGUUUCUCUACCGUUCUAUCUCUCCUGCCUCUGGCCCUCUCCGUUGGAGCUAUCAAGGUCACUGAGCCCGCUAAGAAUGACGAGGUCGAUGUGUCCGGCUCUUUCACCGUGAAGUGGUCGUCGGUUAGCACUGACGCCUCCACCGUUGACAUCGUCCUUGUCAACAAUGCCGUCUACCCCAACGUUGCGGAGAAGAUUGCCUCCGGCGUCGACACCUCCAAGGGCUCCUACACUGCCUCUGGCCUGAAGGGCGUCACCGAUGGCUCCGGUUUCCAGAUCAACCUGAUCUCUACUGAGUCCAAGAACACCGGCAUCCUCGCCCAGUCCGAGCAGUUCGAUGUGACCGAGUCCGCCAAGAGCUCCUCCAGCGCUACUACUACCGGUACAUCUUCCACUGUCUCUUCUGUCUCUUCUACUGCCUCUACCUCUGCUGUCUCUACUGGUACCACUUCCACUGCUUCUACUUCUGCUGGUGUCUCCACCACUGAGACCGAGGCUUCCACCACUGCUACCGGUUCUACCUCUACCGGAACUACCACUGGCACCAACACCUCCACCAACACUGGUAUGACUACCAGCGCUUCCUCCGCCACUGGCUCUGCUUCCGGCUCUGCCUCUGCCUCCCCUACUCCUUCCACCGGUGCUGCCAUGGGUCUCGUUGCCCCCGGUGCCGCUGCUGGCCUUCUGGCUGGUGUCCUGGCUCUCAACCUGUAA
This is a messenger RNA of Penicillium egyptiacum, 717 nucleotides long. NCBI's taxonomy places the organism in Eukaryota, Fungi, Ascomycota, Eurotiomycetes, Eurotiales, Aspergillaceae. The record is from the annotation of a GenBank genome assembly.